Messenger RNA from Gryllus bimaculatus (two-spotted cricket), 789 nucleotides. The record is from the annotation of a GenBank genome assembly. NCBI's taxonomy places the organism in Eukaryota, Metazoa, Arthropoda, Insecta, Orthoptera, Gryllidae.
CUCGUCCUCGGGUCGCCGGUCGUCGGGCAGCCGGCACGUGAGCAGCACGACGGUGUCCUCGUCGGAGGCGGUGGCGGCGGCGGCGGCGGGCCGGCGCGGGCGGCGACGCGAGCGGCGGUGGCGCUGGCGGCGGCGGCGGGGAGGGUCGCCCGCGGCGGGCCCGCGUCGUCGGGCGCGGCGGGGCGGCGCGGGGGGCGGCGGCGGGCGGUGCCCUCGUCCACCACCCUCAAGUGCACGCUCUGCCAAGAGCGCCUGGAGGACACGCACUUCGUGCAGUGCCCGUCGGUGCCGCACCACAAGUUCUGCUUCCCGUGCUCAAGGGACUCCAUCAAGCGGCAGGGCGCGGGGCAAGAGGUGUACUGCCCGAGCGGAGAGAAGUGCCCGUUGGCCAACUCGAACGUGCCGUGGGCUUUCAUGCAGGGCGAAAUCGCCACCAUUCUGGGCGAAGAGUUCAAGAUCAAGAAGGAGACCUAAGCCGGCCCUAGCGCCCCCCAAGGGCUCCCUGGGUUGGAAGGUGGCACCCGCGGUGCUGUGGCGAGCGCCACGGCCCCCGCGAGUGUGUGAAGUGGCCGCUGCAGGUUCUGCAGCGCUCCCUCUCAUAUUGUCUGCCCCCGUUUUGUCGGGGUCUGUCUCCCGUCCCCGCCCCACGGGCCUCUUUAUGGUCUUUCGGCGUAGCCGCAACACGGAAAAGCGCUUUUGUUGUGGACGGUCUGGUUUGAUGAUGUGAAGAUGAUGAUGAUGAUGAUGAUGAUGAUAUUGGUCUCCGAGAAUGGCGGUUUUUGUGUAUUU